Messenger RNA from Agrilus planipennis (emerald ash borer), 2837 nucleotides. Its product is annotated as two pore calcium channel protein 1-like. Bases 535 to 2796 code for a protein of 753 amino acids. The record is from RefSeq and is a predicted model, not a curated record. Gene Ontology annotation, biological process: monoatomic ion transport; transmembrane transport. NCBI's taxonomy places the organism in Eukaryota, Metazoa, Arthropoda, Insecta, Coleoptera, Buprestidae. Gene Ontology annotation, cellular component: lysosomal membrane; endosome membrane. The transcript has 14 exons. Gene Ontology annotation, molecular function: monoatomic ion channel activity; voltage-gated channel activity.
GCACUUUUAUUAAUUCGCCAGAUUUUUUCCUGUCCCAUCCUCUCUUAUCUGGUGAUUAAGCACUUCAUAAAAUCGAAAGUUGUCGUCAGCACAGCUACGCAAGUCGAACAAAAGAAUAUUUUGAAUAGACGCGCCAGUUUUGUAUUUUUACCUUUUUCCUUUUGUUUUUAAAAUGGACAUUUGUUUUGUAUGAAACAAAUGAGCGCAUUCUUUUUUCAUUUAUUGGACGUUUGUUUUACGUAGCUCAUUCUGUUUUUUAAUUAUUAUUUGCUUAAUACAUAUCAAUUGACCUCUUAUAAAGGUGACUAAAUAAUUUCCAAAAACAAAUAUGCACAUUUGUAGUUUAUUUUUUAAUUCAAAUAAAGAUAAGGAGAUAAACCACAAAGAUAAGUAACGAGAUGCGUCAAAAUAGUUAACAAGAAUCUAUUUUAAUCAUAAUGUAUAAAGAAAUAGACCUAAGAUAACAAAAAAGGUAAUUUAAUCUGUUUUUUAUAAAGUUUUAUCGUCAAAUCAAGUUUAAAAAACGACCCCGAAAUGGAAGAAAUGGGGAGCUGUUCCAGUCUUAACAGACAGGACCCAUAUGAGAGAAGUUUGGGGGAAGACCACUGGGAAAUGAACUACCAUGAAGCUGCGAUAUAUUUAGAAGAGGGUAGAAACAACGAAAAAUUCGACUCCCAUCCAAGUCACCCCAGUGACUUGCCAGCCUAUUUAUUAGUCCACAACUCAUGGUAUUAUGGUUUUGAUCUCUUUUUCUCUUUAAUUUUACUACUUUUGGCCCUUUUUGAAGAGCCCACCACCGAUCAUUUAAAGUUACCAGUCGGAAUCCAUGGUACCCUAGAAUUGGUCGCCCUCACGGUAAUUGGGGCCGAACUAGCAUUAAAGUUACGAUGGAUUGGUUGGAGUGCAAUCCUCAAACAUAAGCGCACCAUGAUCAAAGGUUGUACGCUUGUUAUAAUGGUCGUAGAAGCGCUGGUGGUCCUUAUUCGUCAAUCGUCUCAUUUCCGGGUGACAAGAGCGCUACGUCCUAUAUUUUUAGUAGACACGAGGGCCAUGGGGGGCGUUAGACGUUUCAUAAGGCAAAUACUCCAGUCGUUACCCCCCAUUCUUGACAUGAUGGCCCUCUUACUAUUUCUGGUCUGCAGUUACACCCUUCUGGGCUAUUUCCUCUUCUCUAAGCAGCCAAACAGCAUGUAUUUCAAGACUUUACAAGACAGUUUCGUCAGCAUGUUCGUCCUCUUAACAACCGCUAAUUUUCCCGACGUAAUGAUGCCAGCCUAUGCUGUUUCUAAAUGGUACGCGGCGUUCUUUAUCUCUUACAUUUCAAUGGUUCUGUACGUUUUAAUGAACUUGAUGUUAGCCGUUGUUUACGAAACAUUUACAAACAUAGAGAAGGACAAAUUUAGGAAGUUGCUACUGCAUAAAAGAAGAGCCUGCGAACUGGCCUUUAGGCUUUUGGUCAGUAAACAGACCCCGGACGCCAUCAGAUUUAAACAGUUUUAUGGCAUGAUGAAAUAUUAUUCUCCAAGAACGAACAUAAGAGACGUUGUGUUAAUGUUUUGGCAAUUAAACAUUUCGAGGAAGGGAAUGCUCAACAUGGAGGAGUUCUUGAACGUUUACAACGCAGAAAAUUUAUACUGGAGCCUCAAAAACCCGUCUCAGCCGUGGUUUGCCUCCACGACGAGAAUUUUCAAGCCAGUUCUUCAGGCCAUUCACGAUUUCGUUGUGUGGCCUUACUUCGAGUAUAUUGUUUAUUUAUCCAUAAUUGCAAACGGAAUUGCAAUGUUCGUAAGGGUUUUGGAGCCCACAGACUCGCUCGAAGAUUUGGCCAUAAACUUUUGCACGUCCUGGGAUGCUUAUUUGUUUUUUUCACUCUUUUUGAUAGAAGCAAUACUCAAAAUAGUCGGUUUGGGGUGGUCGCAGUAUUCAGCGAGUGGUUGGAACAUGUUCGACUUGGUUGUUACCAUUGCGGCUAUCUGGGGUUCGUUUUUGAUACUAAUAAGGCCAACAUUUACCGGUGUUGUCAUUUUAAGACCCUUAAGAUUAAUGAGACUUUUCAAGUUAAAAAAGCGAUACAGGGACAUUUUUGGGACCGUUGUACUUCUGUCCCCUCUGAUGUGCUCUACAUCUGUUGUUAUGCUCGUUUUGUACUACUUCUUUGCCAUCAUUGGGAUGGAACUGUUUUCAGACAUCGAUUUACGUAACUGCUGCAUAAACACGACGGUGGAGGAUUACUACAAAUACAGUACCAACACGACCAGUGCUCUUGGUUAUUAUUAUUUAAACAAUUUCAAGGAUUUAUUAACAACUGGAGUGACCCUGUUCGAACUGACCGUUGUUAAUAACUGGUUUAUUGUAAUGGAGGCUUAUUCGAUAGUCCUCCAUCCGUCUUCGCGACUUUAUUUUAUGUUGUUUUAUUUAUUUACCAUGGUCGUAUUAACUAUCGUUGUGGCCUCUGUAUUGGAAGCCUUUCGUUUCCGGAUUCAAUACAAAAAGCAGACGAGUAAAAAAGACGAGGAACGAAUGUUAGUUGAAGAAGUGAUCAUCGAUUGGAAUACUUUGCAAAAUUUGGUCCAAGAUCCGGUACUUUUAGACAAACUCAGGGACUCCUUUGUUCCAGGGGGUGUUUCGUAUUACGUGGGUCGUCGUCAGCGUACCAGAGACGUAUUACAACACCGAAUGUACGCCUCUGAAAUAGACAAUUGGAUCAGAGAAACCUCUGUAAGUAACUCUUUCGAACUCGUGAUGGCAGAUGAGGGAGGAGACCCUACUAAUCCACACAAUGAUCGACUAAUCUAAUCCCAGACAUUAAGUAGGUAUUUUCUUUUAAUUUUUUGAAC